AUGCUGGCCACCAACAAAUCGGCAGCUAGAAAAUCUUGCGGCACCAGGCCGGCGCUGGCAGCCUCUAAAUCCGACGGAAACAGGCCGAUAUUUCGCGACUUGGUCUCAGGCGGCGUGGUGGCUAGCACAGCAGAUUGCCUUGAACUGCACGAAGGAGAGAGGACUGCCGCCAAGACGAGGGUAAAAAGCUCCCUCGAUUCAAAGCACGGAGGAGGGGUUUGGGGAUCGAGCCCAGUACCUGGAUGUCGGAUCGGAGCGCACUGCUGCUGA
Messenger RNA from Linum trigynum, 270 nucleotides. The record is from the annotation of a GenBank genome assembly. NCBI's taxonomy places the organism in Eukaryota, Viridiplantae, Streptophyta, Magnoliopsida, Malpighiales, Linaceae.